UGAUACGAAGGCGGAAGUGGUCACAUAAUCAAAACAAGACUAAAACGACUGCGGCACCGUCUUACAUAUCUGCUUUUUUGUGUAUUUGUUUGUUUAUUUUUUUGUUAACGUAGUGUGUCAUGUCUUCGAGCCAAGUGAAGAACUCCAACUUUUUGGGAGGCACGAUACCACCAGAGGUUGAGUCUUUGUCCAAAAACCUGAAGGAUGUGGAUCAAGAGACGUUCAGAAAAACACUAGAAGCUGUGGUCAGUGCCAUAGAAGGGAAAGACUGCAGAGAAGUGAUGAAGACUAUAACAGAGAGCAGUGCCAUCCCACAGGAGAGACUAAGUCACAUUGUAGCAGGAAUAUACAGAGUGCUGUCUGACGCCAUCUGCAUCCCUGCAGCAUCACUGAAACAGGAGUCCUUCAAAGAAGAUCUCAGAGAACUCAGGAUACCUGAAAACAUCAUCACAGAUUUCGCCAGUGUGGUUUUUGGAAAUCGCCGUGCAGCUUUGGAGUCAGCGACCUCCCAGCGGGAUCCUCACCUACCCACAAUGGAAGAUUUCAAAUGGAGAGUGGAUGUUGCUAUUUCUACAAGCUCCUUAGCCAGAGCCCUGCAGCCUUCUGUUCUGAUGCAGAUGAAACUAUCAGAUGGCAGCUUUCAUCGCUUUGAGGUGCCUGUGUCUAAAUUCCAGGAGCUUCGCUACAACAUGACUCUGAUUCUCAAAGAAAUGAUCGACCUUGAGAAGAGGAGCAUACUCAAGAUCCAGGACUGACCUGUCACGAGGGACUGCUGAUUAUUAUGAGAAUGUAACUGAAUGUUGUAAUUGUGCAUCACCAUCAAAUGUAUGCAAACUUAUUCAUUAUUAAGAAUUUAAAAUAUUCCAUCUGAUAAAAAGAAGGGCUUCCUUGCUUUGCGUUUUUCUGUCCUUCAUAGAUCAACCACUUCUUCAUUGUUACCCCACUCUCUUCCUACAUCAGUCAGUGUCGGGGGAACGUCAGCUGUAACUGUGGCUGGUCAAACAUUUUCUCAGUUUGUGUGCUUAUUAAGUAACAACUCCUCAAAACAAAUGUUAGUUUACAACUGUGAACUUGCUGUUAUUUUCAAGAGCCUGGGACCAAGACUGAAGACAAAAUCCUGUGUCAUAAUAACUUACAUCUUUAAACAAAUUAAUCUCUUGACUUUAUCGCCCUUUUUUCUUGCUGUAUUGUUUCCUAUUUGAGCAUUAUACAAUUCAGUGAUACAGCUGUAAAAUUUGUAUUGUGCAAAAUAUAAAUGCAGUUAAGUUUGCAGAUCGAAUGUCUCCAGCUAAAUGUCCACUUGACGUGAAGUCGUUAUCCUAUCUGUUGCCUUUUUCAACUGCUUCUGAAACGUGUAUCUAUAUUAAGUAAAAUAAAGAGCAGUCUCUUUUUUUCUAAUCACGAUUUCAGGAAUGACAUCAUUGAUGAAAGGUGCCAUAACUAUCUAUUUGUCAUUUUAGGAUUGUAGAUGCUCUGAAAGA
This is a messenger RNA of Thalassophryne amazonica, 1481 nucleotides long. RefSeq names its product COMM domain containing 5 (gene commd5). The record is from RefSeq and is a predicted model, not a curated record. Lineage: Eukaryota; Metazoa; Chordata; Actinopteri; Batrachoidiformes; Batrachoididae. The transcript is spliced from 7 exons. Bases 120 to 755 code for a protein of 211 amino acids. Gene Ontology annotation, cellular component: nucleus.